AAACACAAACCCUAGCCUCAUUCACUUCCUUUCUCUCUAAAACCCUCUUUCUCCCAUUUUCCUCUGUUUCGUUCUUCUUAAUCUCAAAUCCUUCCUUUCAGGGUUUGAGACUAAUUUUCAAUCUCCGUUUUCUCCUUUUCUGUCACGCUUUUGAUUUUUCCUCAUGUUGAAUUGAAGUCGUUGAUUCAAAUAGGAGCUUAACAAUGGGUAAAUCGACGCAGAAAGAGAGAAAUCGGAAGGUUGAGAAAGGGAGGAGGAAAUCGAGGUGCACUGGGGGAAAGUAUUUGAAGCCUGGAACUUUGGCUCAGCUUCGGGGUAACAGAUCUUUAGGUUUUGGAUCGGUUGUUGGUAGGGUUUGUAAUGAUAUUGGGAAAAAAAGAGACUCCGAUUUGAAUUCGGAGAAGAGUGAUGUUGUUGAGGGUAAGGUGUUUGAUGAAAGUCCUGUGAUGCUUUCUCCUGUGAAUUUGUUUAAGAGUAGUUUGGUUGGGACACCGAAAACUCCGAGAAUUGAAGAGUGGCAAUCGGAAUCCAGGCUUGAGUCUCUCCCCACUGAGUUGUUGGUUAAAAUACUAUGCCACCUGCACCAUGAUCAAUUGAGACCUGUUUUCCAUGUUUCACAAAGAGUUAGAAAAGCAGUCAUUUUUGCAAGACACUUUCACUUCAAUUAUACUACCCCAGAUCGCUCUCGACAAGAGAUGUUAAAUAUAAUGACUCCUCGUCCUUCUCAGCAUUGGCCUUUUUUGCGCAAGCGCGGUGGGGUAAUCUGUCCAAGCCCAAAUACACCUAAAGCACCUCGUCACGGGCCCCGACCACCUUCUCGUGUGAAAGUUGAGAUGCGACAGGUUACAGCUGUUCUUUUCAGGGAGCCAGGCUUCUCUUCUCGUUGCCUGAUGCCAUCUAAUAGAGUUCUCUUCUGUGAAGAUGAACUAUGCAAGGCAGUUUCUCAGAAUAAACUUUGAAGUGUUUCUGUUUAAUUGUUUUCCUUCACUCUGUAUAGUUCUUCUUUGGUCUCUAGUGAAUACUACAGUAUAGAUGCAAUUUUUGUGUUGGGGCAGUUUAGCUGGCGUGGAUAUUCCUGAUGUCCAAGUAGGUGUGGAGAGUAGGCUAUGGUUGUUGAAAUAAUUAUAUAUUUAAAUAUAACUGGCAUAUUUUCGUUUGAGACAA
Molecule: messenger RNA, 1164 nt
Organism: Vicia villosa (hairy vetch)
Lineage: Eukaryota; Viridiplantae; Streptophyta; Magnoliopsida; Fabales; Fabaceae
Product: F-box protein At4g35930
Exons: 5
Coding region: 204-959 (251 amino acids)
Molecular function (GO): protein binding
Source: RefSeq, a predicted model, not a curated record